AUGCUGCAUUUUGCCGUUAUUGCUAUCUUUUCAAAUGUGAUUUCGAUCAAAUGGGUAGCACUGGAAGUCUUCAUUGAGAAAGGGUUUACAAAUUGGAAGAAAGGAACCCAAAAUCUUCGAGUCCAUGAGGGAGGUGUUGGAAGUCUUCAUAAUAAAGCUAUACAACAAGCUAGAGAUUUGAUGGCACAAAAACAACACAUUGAAACAUUUGUGAGUAAGCAAACCGAUGAAGCGCGCAUUAAUUAUCGUACUUUAUUGAAUGCCUCACUUGAGUGUACAAGAUGGUUGUUGGGACAAGGUUUGCCUUUUCGUGGCCACGAUGAAUCGUUCAAAUCAAGCAAUAGAGGUAAUUAUUUAGAGCUUAUGCAAUUUCUUUCCAAGCAUAAUGAGCAAGUUAGAAAAGUUGUGUUUGAGAAUGCUCCCAAGAAUCUUAAGUAUACUUCUUCCGAUAUUCAAAAAGAUCUUGUUCGUGCUUGUGCCAUUGAAACUAUAGAUGCAAUCACUAAAGAUAUGGAAGGUGCAUUUUUUUCUCUUUUGGUUGAUGGAUCACGUGAUUCUUCAACUAAAGAGCAAAUGGCGGUGGUAUUGCGUUCUGUGAACAAAAAAGAAGAAGGAAUUGAAAAGUUUUUGGGUGUGCAACAUGUCACCUCUAUAACUAAUAGCUCACUUGAAGAGGCUAUUGAGAGAUUCUUUGCUACAACAAAUUUGAGUAUGUCCAAGUUACGGGGACAAGGCUAUGAUGGAGCUAGUAAUAUGAAGGGUGAGCUAAAUGGCCUUAAAACAAAGAUUUUGAACAAGUAUCCUCAAGCAUUUUAUGUUCAUUGUUUUGCACACCAACUUCAACUAGAUCUUGUAGCCUUUGCAAAGGGAAUUGAGGGUGUCGCCAUUUUCUUCAACAAUGCUAGUAUCUUGGUCAAUACUAUUGGAUCAUCGUGUAAGCGUCGUGAUGUAUUUAGAGAGAAAGAACUAGAACAAAUUAAGAAAGCUCUUGAUGUUGGUGAUCUUGAAACGGGUAGAGGGUUAAAUCAAGAGAGUAGUCUCAUGCGUCCUUGUGAUACACGUUGGAACUCACAUUAUGGUACUAUAGUGAGUAUUAUUGUCAUGUUUGAAGCCGUGGUGGAGGUGCUUGAAUGGAUUAAAGAUGAUACCAACCAAGACAAUUUCGGAGAAGCAAAUUCGACUUCCAGGAACCAGCUGCUCAGUUUCUUCGAUGCAUACUCCGGCUACAACCAAAUAGCCAUGCACGAGCUCAACAAGAAGAAAACCGCAUUCGUGAUCGAGCGAGGCACUUAUUGCUACAAGGUCAUGCCUUUUGGCCUCAAGAAUGCGGAAACCACUUACCAAUGA
Molecule: messenger RNA, 1347 nt
Organism: Malus domestica (apple)
Lineage: Eukaryota; Viridiplantae; Streptophyta; Magnoliopsida; Rosales; Rosaceae
Source: RefSeq, a predicted model, not a curated record